Molecule: messenger RNA, 857 nt
Organism: Heteronotia binoei (common prickly gecko)
Lineage: Eukaryota; Metazoa; Chordata; Lepidosauria; Squamata; Gekkonidae
Gene: ASIP
Product: agouti signaling protein
Exons: 4
Coding region: 43-453 (136 amino acids)
Biological process (GO): positive regulation of melanin biosynthetic process; melanosome organization; hormone-mediated signaling pathway
Cellular component (GO): extracellular region
Molecular function (GO): neuropeptide hormone activity; melanocortin receptor binding
Source: RefSeq, a predicted model, not a curated record
CCCUCUCCCAAGAUGAGUUAGCUUUCAGAAGGGAAGAGCCUGAUGGAUUCAAGAAUGGAAUAUAAGAACCUUCUCUUUGGCAUCCUUCUUUGCUGCACUUUGCUUACAGCCAGCUAUUCUUACAUGAUAUUUGAGGAAAAACAGAACACAGACACCAGUGUGGUGAACAACAAAAUGAAGCUCCCAGACCUCCCACCCAUCUCUAUAGUAGAUUUAACCAAAACACCCAAGAAGAUAAGCAGGAAAGAGGCUGAAAAAAAGAAAUCUAUGAAGAGAAGGUCCCAACAAAAAAAGCAUCCCCAGCGGCCAAAACCAUCACCCCCUUCUAACUGUGUGGCUACCUGGGCAAGUUGCAAACCUCCCUCUCAGCCAUGCUGUGACUUCUGCGCCUUCUGCCAUUGUCGGCUAUUUCAGACAGUCUGCUACUGCCGAAUGGGAAACCCAAACUGUUAAACUCAAACUAGAAAUGCCAUUGGGACUCUGGCUCUCAUUAGACCCAUUGGUGCAUCUUUUAACCCUGUUGGUCUCAUGCGAAUUGCAAAGGAAGCCAAGCCUUUGAAGUUGACUAGCUUGCUUUGGCUCCUUCCACAGCCAAAUGAUUUUUUAUAUACGUAUUAUAUAGGGUUAAUGCUGUCAUUAACAAGGCCAUCCACAUCCAUAGGAAUUUUGACAAGGAGUAGGAAGGAGGGAGCUUGAGGCUGACAGCCAAAAGAGUAUUUACAAGAGAGGUGAAGGCUGCAUAUGGCAAAGGAAUUAUGCCUCCCUUCAGAAAGACAUUUUAUCACGUUACAGUUUUGAACAAGAAGGUGGACCCCCGAGUCACUACAUAGCUCCAAACAGGCAAAUUCCUGCAGAGU